GAAAAGCGCCUCAAAUUUGCCAGCUCUUCCGUUUCUCCCACUCUUGCCAUCAAGUUCAUCUACAGCCCCAGCUUUCAUUACCAAACCCUCACACUACCAACCUCUACCACCACCAACUUCAUUCACAAUGGGUUACGAGAAGGGCGAUGCUAAGAAGGGUGCCAACCUCUUCAAGACCCGCUGCGCGCAGUGCCACACCCUGAAGGAGGGUGAGGGUAACAAGAUCGGUCCCAUGCUCCACGGUCUCUUCGGCCGCAAGACUGGUCAGGUCGACGGUUACUCCUACACCGACGCCAACAAGCAGAAGGGCAUUACCUGGGACGAGAACACCCUCUUCGAGUACCUCGAGAACCCCAAGAAGUACAUUCCCGGCACCAAGAUGGCCUUCGGUGGUCUCAAGAAGCCCAAGGACCGCAACGACCUCAUCACCUUUCUCCAGGAGGAGACCAAAUAAGCGCAUCCAAUCUUCCCACGGGACGCUUAUCCCUCAUCUACCGACCUGUCAUGACCCUUCUAUAAUCCCUUUCGACCAAACCUUUGUCUUCCGAUUGUACCAACACCCACGAUAGACGUACGAUUGCGGCGAUGAAGCGCGCCUCCGGCGCCACACCGCUCUGUGUAGAUUAUGUUUGGAAUAUCAUCUGGCGCCUUGAGAUUUCUGGUGCUGCAUGUUCGGUUUGGAAUUAGCGGCACGCUCGAAAUAAACAUUUUCUCCUCUUCAAU
Didymella exigua CBS 183.55 is the source of this 723-nucleotide messenger RNA. Its product is annotated as cytochrome c. The record is from RefSeq and is a predicted model, not a curated record. NCBI's taxonomy places the organism in Eukaryota, Fungi, Ascomycota, Dothideomycetes, Pleosporales, Didymellaceae. Gene Ontology annotation, biological process: mitochondrial electron transport, ubiquinol to cytochrome c; mitochondrial electron transport, cytochrome c to oxygen. Gene Ontology annotation, cellular component: mitochondrial intermembrane space. Gene Ontology annotation, molecular function: electron transfer activity; heme binding. The coding region runs from base 128 to 454 and encodes 108 amino acids. The transcript is spliced from 2 exons.